Cylas formicarius (sweet potato weevil) is the source of this 3193-nucleotide messenger RNA. Its product is annotated as phospholipid transfer protein C2CD2L. The record is from RefSeq and is a predicted model, not a curated record. The transcript has 16 exons. Bases 255 to 2810 code for a protein of 851 amino acids. Lineage: Eukaryota; Metazoa; Arthropoda; Insecta; Coleoptera; Brentidae.
CAUUCUAUGCUUUCAGUCGCGUUUGAUUCUUCGUGCGGCUUGGUGUUUCGAGCAGAAUAAUUUGAAACUUAGGUUUGUUGACAAAAUAUAUCGUGGCAAAAGAUUGGCUGUGACUUGUGUGGUUUCUACUGAAAAACGCUUUGCUGUUCAACGAUAUUUACAAAGAGUAGAGCAAUUGAAGCAAGGUUAACGUCUUUUGUUUAGCACGCCUGAUCUGGUCCGCGUGAAGAAGAAAUGGCCCCCGGACCGUCGUCAUGGAUCUAGCCGAAGCUGUCGAAGAUUUGAUCUGCACGUUCGACGGAUACGCUGACACCACCAUGGAUACGAUCGCCAUGUUCCUGUUCGGUUGGAUCCUGGCCGCCUUGUUCGUCUUGUGGCUGGGCAAACUCGUGUACGAGCGCUUCGUGUCGAAGAAGACCAAAAACAAGCUCGAAUUUCUGACGUCGUCUUCGACGGGCGUCAAGAGUGAGCCGGGGGGUGUGGCCGACGUUGUGGAUGCCGCGAAGAAACCUACGAUAGUGCCCAAAGCCUCGGGGGCUUACGUGCCGCCUACGCCACCUGUGCGCAAGCGUCUGACCAGACAGAGUCCCGUGCCGGAAAACAGGAAACCCAGAUUUGUGCCGGCGCCCCAGUGCACCGGUCCCGACAACGUGGUCGUUUUGUGGGUGAACGAGGUGUUUCAGUGGCUCUACAACGAUUUGGUCAUCGUCAACGAGCUGCUGCAGGUGUGGAUCGACGCCCUCAAUGAGUACACGAAGAAGUCCGUUGCCGAGCAAGGCAUCGGCGUGGAACUGAUCAGAAUUUUGCCGGAAACUCACCCUCCAACGCUGACGAACAUAUUCGCGGAGGCAGAUUCUAAAGACGAUGUGACGAUAACGUGCGACUGCGAAGCCACCCCGGCGUUCCAGCUCAAAUCAUUCCGUCAGAAGGGCGACAAGGUCGAGACUUCCCACUAUCGGGUGAACGUCAAUCGGUUCAGAGCGAGGCUUAACAUCUACGCUGUCACCGAAAAACUACAGGCCGAAGUCAAGUGCGACGGAUGGCCCGAGAUCAAGGUCGCCCUCGCCCCGGUGGGCAACAUCAAGAACAACCUCGACGAGACUCAGCUGCAGGAAGUGAUAAGCGAAAUCGUAGUGACCGCCCUGAGAAAUGCCGAGGUUCAUUUGAAUCUGGCGCAGUAUCCUACCAGCCCCCGGUUGAUUCGUCACAUCGAAAUGCCAAGCCGGAUUUUGCCCGUUCACUACGACGGUAUGUCCAACGCAUAUUCGUCAACACCAAACCACACGGCAUACAACACCGCUCCGCUGCAAGGUGAUAAGCGUCUGCUGGUGAAAAUAAUCCGAGCCAACGAGUUAGGGGGCGCGCAAGGUUGCGUCGAGCCGUUCUGCGUGGUAGAAAUGGACGAACCGCCCCAGAAAAAUCAAACGUCCAUUCAAAGGAACACUAACGCGCCCUACUGGGACGAACACUUUUUAUUCGAUUUGUCGCCUCAUACCGCCGAGCUGCUGUUUGAAAUAUACGAUCACUCAGUAAAACCGCACAGGUUCUUGGGCUUGGCGAUCGUGGGCGUGGAAGAGCUACUAAUAAACCCGGCACAAAGGCAGAUUAUAUUGUUGCAGAGUCGCCCCUACGAAAGCGACAAAGUGUCUGGGACUUUGACUAUUGAAUUUAUGUUCAUUGAAAGUGCCGACGUACCAAACAAAAGCCACACUCAACCAUACAAGAUUAAGGAGGCCAUCAGAACACCAUCACCUUCUCCGACAAGACCACGGGCUCCCACUCCCACCAAGUUCUACACUGAAAAUCUUACAAACGGUAGUCACCCCGUCAGCGAUUUCGAUAGAAACAGACAUACGCUGAGUCCAAACAGGAACACAUUGGUCAUACAGGGCGUGCAAAGGCAACCUUCCCAAAGGCUCGUGAAGGUGGAGUUGGACAACGGUAAUUGGAAAGAGGUCGAACGGGUAGAGCUCGAUUCGUCCGAAAGGUUCAUAGCGGAGGAGGUGAAAAAUGUCCACGUAGCGAAAUUGAACGAGCAGGCAUCAAAAGAAAAUGGUGUUGCCGGUGCGGUGGAAGCCAACGGUACAACGAACGGCAAUGAUAAAAACGCCUCAAAAAGCGACGGUAGCGGCUCGAAGCCAGGUGAUAUUUCUACCACUGCCACUCACCAAACGCAGCAAAAUCAGUCGGACUACGAUUUCCGGGGCAGACCGCGAAAGCGAAGAGAUUUCUUCGGCACAAUCAAGAGAAGGCUGGGCAAGUCCAAGAAUCGUUCGAAAUCUGCCGGACCAGAGAACGACGUAGGACGAGACGAUUCUCUGAAUCGUUCCGUUUCCGCCGACAGAGGGCACAACCACGACGAGAGUUAUCGGCUAAACGUACCUCUUGGUCGAUCCACAGAAGAAACGUCUCGAAGGUCUAGUCUAUCGGAAGCUUCCGGCUUAAGUAGCGCCUCCACCCGCACUUACGUGAACGAAGCCAGCACCUUGGUGCUGGAAACUAUCGAGAACGGCAUCAAGAAGCACUACCUUGUGCCUCUGUCUCUCGCUCAAAAGUCCCGAUGGAAAAAGAAGGGGGUCAAACUUCAUAUUUUUAACGAUCACACCUUUGUCGCCAAACAUUUGCAAGGGGGCACCGUGUGUCAAGUGUGCGCCAAGACCAUAGCUAGAAGGUUCGGCAAGCAGGGCUACGAGUGUCGCGAUUGUAUGCUGAAAUGUCACAAACAGUGUCACGUGAAAGUGAACGACAACUGUCCUUCGUCGACCAUUCACAACAUUGAACUAUCGAUGCUCCCCGUAUUGAGCGAGUAAAGGGGUCCUACAUCACCAAUCCCUACAAGGACAAAAAUUUGUCAUUGCUGUGAAAAUUUCUUCAAAUUUUGCGACGUUUUUCAAAUAUUUACUAAAAAUUGGGUGGCUAGCGUGCACAAACUGUUCUUAAAACAAAUAGCUUUACACCUGUACUACUGUGGUUAAUAUUUUUUUAUUUUUUAAAUUUUAUACACAUAUAUCGCUUUUUUGUUUUUUACUUAAUUUAUAUUUCUAAUUGUUAUUUAUUUCUUUAUUGUUACUACUCCUGUUCGACAAAAUUUUACUCAAGCCCUAUUGCUAGGGGUUCUUAUAGUGCGUCAUGAGCCCAUAUCUCAUCAAGAAUCUCAAAUUGGACCAUUCGCUACACACGUAUUGUUUUCUCU